Molecule: messenger RNA, 4884 nt
Organism: Dunckerocampus dactyliophorus (ringed pipefish)
Lineage: Eukaryota; Metazoa; Chordata; Actinopteri; Syngnathiformes; Syngnathidae
Gene: slc12a5b
Product: solute carrier family 12 member 5b
Exons: 26
Coding region: 198-4733 (1511 amino acids)
Biological process (GO): chloride transmembrane transport; ammonium transmembrane transport; cell volume homeostasis
Cellular component (GO): plasma membrane
Molecular function (GO): ammonium channel activity; potassium:chloride symporter activity
Source: RefSeq, a predicted model, not a curated record
CUUGGGCUUAAACUGACUUGGGGGUGAGUUGCGCAGGGAAACAGGGAGAGUGCCUGUGUCAAAAAGCUGGCCGUCACCAACUCUCCCUUACUGCCACUCACAUUCUCUCAAUUGUCCUCUUGAGGAGCAUCACAUAAGCAAAAGGAUACAUAGCCUUUCUGUACUCCAGAGAGGUGGGAGCUUGAGGAGGAGAGAAGAUGCUCAACAACAUGUCAACGGACUGCGAAGAGGGAGAGGGGAGCCCCAACAACCAGGGUGAUGGGAAUCCUAAAGAGAGCAGUCCUUUCAUCAACUGCACCACCUCCAGUGAUGUGGAGAAGAACCAGCAGUAUGACGGCAAGAAUAUGGCUCUGUUUGAGGAGGAGAUGGACACCAGUCCAAUGGUGUCCUCUUUGCUCAGCAGCCUUGCCAACUACUCCAACUUGCCAACAGGCAGCAAGGAGCACGAGGAGGCUGAGAAUAAUGAGGAGGGUGCACGUCCGUCGAAAAAACCUAUCCAGGCACCACAGCUGGGAACUCUGAUGGGUGUCUACCUGCCAUGUAUUCAGAAUAUUUUUGGUGUCAUCCUCUUCCUGCGAAUGACCUGGAUGGUCGGGGUUGGAGGCGUGCUCGGUUCCUUCAUAAUUGUCUUCAUGUGUUGCUCCACAACCAUGCUCACGGCCAUCUCCAUGAGCGCCAUUGCAACAAACGGAGUGGUUCCGGCUGGAGGUUCCUAUUACAUGAUCUCUCGCUCCCUUGGGCCUGAGUUUGGUGGUGCGGUUGGGAUUUGCUUUUACUUGGGCACCACCUUUGCUGGUGCCAUGUACAUUCUGGGAUGUAUUGAAAUCCUGCUGAUUUAUAUUGUUCCUCAGGCAGCCAUCUUUAAGAUCAAGGGCUUGGAGGGGGUGGAGGCAGAGGCCGCCCUUCUAAAUAAUAUGCGGUUAUACGGCACCCUUGUUCUGAGCCUCAUGGCUCUGGUGGUGUUCGUGGGGGUGAAAUACGUCAACAAGCUGGCGCUGGUUUUUCUCGCCUGUGUCAUCCUCUCGAUUGUGGCUGUCUAUGCGGGAGUCAUCAAAACCGCCAUUGACCCGCCUGUCUUCCCUGUCUGCCUACUGGGAAAUCGCACUGUUGUCUCCAAAGGCUAUGACAUAUGUGCAAAAGUCAUUGAAAUAGACAAUGAGACAGUCACCACCAAACUGUGGCGCUCGUUCUGUGAUUCUGAGUACCUCAAUGCCACUUGUGACGAAUACUUCGUCAACAACAACAUCACAGAGGUACAGGGCAUCCCCGGGGUCACUAGUGGAAUCCUGGCAGAAAACCUGUUUGGCAAUUAUCUGGAAAAGGGGAUGAUUCUGGAGAAGAGAGGACUUGUAUCAGAAGUAGAUCCAGACACUUCUGCUACCAGCACUAAUCGAUUUGUGCUUGCUGACAUUACCAGCUUCUUCACACUGCUAGUGGGGAUAUACUUCCCAUCUGUUACAGGUAUUAUGGCGGGUUCCAACCGAUCUGGAGACCUGCGUGAUGCUCAGAAGUCCAUCCCCAUUGGCACCAUUGCAGCCAUUACCACCACAUCUACUGUGUAUAUGUCUUGUGUGGUGCUUUUUGGUGCCUGUAUAGAGGGUGUUGUCCUAAGGGACAAGUUUGGUGAAGGUGUCAAUGGUAAUUUGGUGAUUGGGACCCUGGCAUGGCCGUCUCCAUGGGUCAUAGUAAUUGGCUCAUUCUUCUCCACCUGUGGAGCAGGACUUCAAAGCCUGACUGGAGCUCCACGUCUCCUACAGGCUAUCUCAAGGGAUGGUAUCAUCCCAUUUCUGCGAGUUUUUGGACAUGGUAAAGCCAAUGGAGAGCCCACCUGGGCUCUCUUGCUUACAGCGAGCAUUUGUGAGAUUGGCAUCAUCAUUGCCUCUUUGGAUGCAGUGGCACCCAUCCUUUCCAUGUUCUUCUUGAUGUGCUAUAUGUUUGUAAACCUUGCCUGUGCACUGCAAACUUUACUGAGGACUCCAAACUGGAGGCCUCGCUUUAAGUUCUACCACUGGGCUCUAUCUUUCCUGGGUAUGAGUUUGUGCCUCUCACUUAUGUUCAUCUGUUCCUGGUAUUAUGCCAUAGUUGCCAUGGGAAUCGCUACAUGUAUCUACAAGUACAUUGAAUUCUGUGGAGCUGAGAAGGAGUGGGGUGAUGGGAUACGCGGCAUCUCUCUCAGUGCGGCUCGAUUUGCUCUCAUGAGGCUAGAGGAGGGGCCACCACACACGAAGAACUGGAGGCCUCAGAUUCUGGUUCUGGUCAGUAUGGAUGGCGAGCAGAACGUAGAGCAGCCUCGUCUGCUGUCUCUAACCAAUCAGCUGAAAGCAGGGAAGGGCCUCACCAUCGUUGGCACCUCCGUUCAAGGAAAGUUUCUGGACAACUAUACUGAGGCCCACAAAGCAGACCAGUCUUUGCGGAAAUUGAUGGAGACAGAGAGGGUUAAGGGAUUCUCUCAAGUGGUCAUAUCCUCCAAUUUGAGAGAUGGGACGUCCCACUUGAUCCAGGUUGGGGGAUUGGGAGGUUUGAAGCACAACACUGUGAUGGUCAGCUGGCCACGUAACUGGAAACAGCCCGAGUGCCACCAACAAUUCAGAGACUUCAUUGAAGUGGUAAGAGAGACCACAGUGGCUAGUUUGGCUCUGUUGGUUCCCAAGAACAUCUCUAGCUACCCAUCCAAUGGUGAGCGCUUCACUGAAGGACACAUAGAUGUGUGGUGGAUUGUCCAUGAUGGAGGCAUGCUGAUGCUUCUGCCCUUCCUGCUACGCCAGCAUAAGGUUUGGAGAAAGUGCAAGAUGCGCAUUUUCACUGUGGCUCAGAUGGAUGACAACAGUAUCCAGAUGAAAAAGGACGUCAUUACUUUCCUCUAUCACCUGCGCAUUGACGCUGAGGUGGAAGUGGUGGAGAUGCAUGACAGUGACAUCUCAGCCUACACCUAUGAAAAAACACUAAUUAUGGAACAGCGCUCACAAAUCCUCAAGCAGAUGCAUCUGACCAAGAAUGAGAUGGAGCGAGAGAUCCAGAGCAUAACAGAUUCAUCCCGUGGGUCUAUCCGGCGUAAAAAGCCCUCUGCUCUACGCUCCCAACCCAGUAUUGAGGAAGGAGCCAGAGUGGCUCAACAACCAGAAGAAGAGGUCCAGCUCAUCCACAGCAAGAACGCCUCCACACCUGCCAGCCCCACCAGCCUCACUGCCCCUGCAGGGGGCGGAGCCACCUGGACAGACAGCAAGGGAGCAGACAAGGGGAAGAACCUGGAAGCUGGCAAAGAUCUCUUCAGCAUGAAACCAGAGUGGGAAAACUUGAACCAGAUAGAUGUGAGACGCAUGCACACAGCCUUGAGGCUCAAUGAGGUCAUCGCAAAGAAGUCCAAGGAGGCAAAGCUUGUCCUGCUCAACAUGCCAGGACCCCCGAAAAAUCGUGUGGCUGAUGCCAGAUUUCACACCAACGAGACCAGACCCAUGGACAAUGCAGUGUACCGAGACUACCCUUUUUUUACAGACGUACAGGUGAUGAUUUUCAUCGGCUUUGGAUGCCUGCUGGCAUUUUUCCGACUCUAUGGCUUUGGAGGGAUGGUUUUUAACUUUCUGGUGGCUACUUUUUCCAUCCAGUGGGCCAUUCUAGUGCAAGGGUACUUCCAGUUCAGCCAUGAUGGUAAAAUUCACCUCGGGGUGAUCAAUCUCAUAAAUGCAGAGUUCGCCUGUGCUGUGGUGCUCAUCUCCUUCGGGGCAGUGUUGGGGAAGACAAGUCCGCUGCAGCUGCUUGUCAUGGCUCUCCUGGAGGUGCCCGUGUUUGCAGUCACAGAAUGGGCAGUGCUGAAAUACCUGAAGAUAAACGAUGCAGGGGGCUCCAUCCUCAUCCAUCUCUUUGCCUGUUACUUUGGCUUAGGUGUCACUUUUGUGCUGUACAGACCUCGCCUUAAUGAAGGUCACACAAAGGAGAGUACCAGCUACCAGUCGGACAUCCUGUCUCUGAUGGGGACCUUGUUCCUCUGGGUCUUCUGGCCCUCAUUCAACUCAGCAUUAACACUGAAAGGCGAUGGCCAGCACAGGGCCAUCCUCCACACCUUCUUAGGUCUGUGUGCUUCCACCAUCACGGCUUUCGCUCUUUCUGCUAUGAUCAACAAAAAAGGCAAACUCAGCAUUGCAGACAUCCAGAACGUGACCUUGGCUGGAGGCGUGACAGUCGGCGCAUCUGUCGAUAUGAUGAUUUCACCUGCAGCUGCGUAUGUUCUGGGUAUGGUGGGCUGCACUGCAUGCAUGCUGGGAUACAAGUUCUUGAGCCCCCUCUUAGCACACCGCUUCAAAAUCCAGGAUCAAUGUGGAAUACAUAACUUGCACGGCCUAACGGGACUUAUAUCUUGUACUGCAGGGAUUUGUGCCAUAAUGACGGCCAGUGAGGAAGUCUAUGGCCCGAGUUUUUAUGAGAUCUUUAACCACAGAGCCCCAGAAGAAGGGGACCCCAAGCUACUUGAGCUCCAGGCAUUAAUACCUGGUUUGCAGCCGGGUUUAGGGAGGACUGCAGGAGAACAGGCUCUCUUCCAGGUAGCAGCUAUCUUCUCCACUAUAGGACUGUCAGCUGUAGGAGGCAUGCUCACAGGUGUGGUCUUGAAAAUACCUUACCUUGCAUCACCCACAGAUGACUUAUGUUUUGAUGAUCAGGUGUAUUUUGACCUUCCCUUGGAACAUUAUUCACCACUGAAACUCAGUCAAGACAUUGACAAGGAGGAAACUGUUGCCUAACAUGACAAGCUGUUGAAGAUAAGAAACAUAUUUAAUUAUGUUAAUAUGUGUCUUCAUAUUGAAAGAGCUCAAAAAAUGUGUUGAGCCAAUAGUGUACAGUAUACUGUACAUAUGUGCAUGUAUCACUUAUCCUCAUGAGUAAAUGAGUAAA